AUGAAAAACAAGUACUCUCCUAUUUCAGAUUCUGAUGACUCUUCCAAAACGCUCAAUGAUGAAAAGGCAGAUAGUCGGUCGUCUCCUUCAGAUGGUACGCCUCCUCCGUAUACAGCUUCAAACAAGUUUAUCGAUUUAGAAAUGGCUGAUGGAUCCGCUCAGAAUUCCGCCCAAGAAUCUGUUAAUAACACCAGGUCGGACCCUUCAACGAAUGAAGAGUGGUGGAAAAACUUUUCCGUAGGCAUAAUGACUAUUAUAGCUAUUUUAUAUAAUACUGUUUUUCUAGCCAUAGUUUUUGGUUACAAGGUUUCUCCGUAUACGAAUGUUUUUUACGGGCUUGCUGGCGGUUCUAUUGGGUCCAUUUUUAUUUUCCUAUUUAUGAUUCUUGUAACCUAUCCGGAAUGGUACAGGCAAGCUGGAAGAGCAACCAAAAAGGUUCUUAAGAAAUCUGGAAGAGCAACAAAGAAAGUGGCACCAGCUGUGUGUAAAGCCCUAAUUAUACUGAUAAGUUUGAAUGGAGUCGGUGGUUACGUUUUGAAAUUAUCAGGAGGUUUUGAAUAUAUACAUUCAGCUGCGAUGUUGGUUGUUUUGGCAGUACUGAACAUAUGCUUCUUUGUUCUUCUCAUUCAUAACCCAGAUGCAAUUGAAGAUCAUGUGCCUACACGUCUAAAUAGAAUUAGCAGGAAUGGUCCACCUCGUAACGAAGAGAUCGAACUUCAACCUCUUGCUGAGCAAAGCGCUAAUGUUUGA
This is a messenger RNA of Schizosaccharomyces osmophilus, 750 nucleotides long. RefSeq names its product wtf meiotic driver (gene wtf35). The record is from RefSeq and is a predicted model, not a curated record. The transcript is spliced from 5 exons. NCBI's taxonomy places the organism in Eukaryota, Fungi, Ascomycota, Schizosaccharomycetes, Schizosaccharomycetales, Schizosaccharomycetaceae. Bases 1 to 750 code for a protein of 249 amino acids.